Messenger RNA from Pteronotus mesoamericanus, 4226 nucleotides. RefSeq names its product endoplasmic reticulum aminopeptidase 1 (gene ERAP1). The transcript has 19 exons. Bases 85 to 2895 code for a protein of 936 amino acids. Gene Ontology annotation, molecular function: metalloaminopeptidase activity; peptide binding; zinc ion binding. The record is from RefSeq and is a predicted model, not a curated record. Lineage: Eukaryota; Metazoa; Chordata; Mammalia; Chiroptera; Mormoopidae. Gene Ontology annotation, cellular component: cytoplasm. Gene Ontology annotation, biological process: proteolysis; peptide catabolic process.
GUCUCGAGGCGCUCCAAGCAGCGGCUGCGGCGCGACGGUGAGCCGGCUGGGUCCGAGACCCCCAGGGUAGUUUGAGCAAAGAAGAUGAUAUCUCCAUCCAGCAAAUGGCCACUUGGAGCCGUGUCAUUUCUGUCUUCCUCACUGUUGAUUCUCUUAAUUGUGUCAACUCCUUCCUGGUGUCAAAGUAGCGAAGCUACAUCUCCGAAAGCUAGUAAUGGGACACCAUUUCCUUGGAAUAAAAUGAGACUUCCUGAGUACAUCAGCCCGGUUCAUUAUGAUCUCAUGAUCCAUGCAAAUCUCACCACUCUGACUUUCAAGGGGACCACAGCCAUAGACCUCACGGUCAGCCAGCCCACCGCGGCCAUCAUCCUGCAUAGUAACCACCUGCAAAUAUCCAAGGCCGCCCUCAAGAAGGGAGCUGGAGAGCAGCGGUCCGAAGAACCCCUGAGAGUCCUGGAGCACCUGCCUCAUGAGCAAAUCGCACUCCUGGCUCCCGAGCCUUUGGUCGUUGGGCGCCCAUACACAGUUGUCAUUGAUUAUGCCGGCAAUCUUUCUGAGAGUUUCCAUGGAUUUUAUAAAAGCACCUACAGAACCAAGGAAGGGGAAGUGAGGGUACUUGCAUCAACACAGUUUGAACCUACUGCAGCCAGGAUGGCCUUUCCCUGCUUUGAUGAACCUGCCUUCAAAGCAAGUUUUUCAAUCAAGAUCAGAAGGGAACCAAGGCACCUCGCCAUCUCCAAUAUGCCAUUGGUUAAAUCGGUGACUGUGGCUGAAGGACUCAUAGAAGACCAUUUUGACAUCACUGUCAAGAUGAGCACCUACCUGGUGGCCUUCAUCGUUUCAGAUUUUAAGUCUGUCAGCAAGAUGACAAAGAGAGGAGUCAAGGUUUCCGUGUAUGCUGUGCCAGACAAGAUAAACCAGGCAGAUUAUGCACUGGAUGCUGCGGUGACUCUUCUAGAAUUUUAUGAGAAUUAUUUUAGCAUUCCAUAUCCCUUACCCAAGCAAGAUCUUGCUGCUAUUCCUGACUUUCAGUCUGGUGCUAUGGAAAACUGGGGCCUGACAACGUAUAGGGAAUCUGCUCUGUUGUUUGAUGCUGAGAAGUCUUCUGCAUCCAGUAAGCUUGGCAUCACGAUGACUGUGUCCCAUGAACUUGCCCACCAGUGGUUUGGGAACCUGGUCACUAUGGAAUGGUGGAAUGAUCUUUGGCUGAAUGAGGGAUUUGCCAAGUUCAUGGAGUUCGUGUCUGUCAGUGUGACUCAUCCAGAACUGAGAGUUGAAGAUUAUUUCUUUGGCAAGUGUUUUGAUGCAAUGGAGGUAGAUGCACUAAAUUCCUCACACCCUGUGUCCACACCUGUAGAGAAUCCUGCCCAGAUUCGGGAGAUGUUUGAUGAGGUUUCUUAUGAAAAGGGAGCUUGUAUUCUGAACAUGCUAAGGGAUUAUCUUGGUGCUGAUGCAUUUAAAAGUGGUAUCAUUCAUUACCUCCAGAAGUAUAGUUAUAAAAACACAAAAAAUGAGGACCUGUGGAAUAGCAUGGCAAGUAUUUGCCCUUCAGAUGACACACAAAGCGUGGAUGGCUUUUGCUCUAGGGAUCAACAUUCAUCUUCAUCCUCACACUGGCUACAGGAAGGCCUUGAUGUGAAAACCAUGAUGAACACAUGGACGCUGCAGCAGGGCUUUCCCCUGAUAACCAUCACCGUGAGAGGGAGGAACGUCCACAUGAAGCAAGAACGCUAUCUGAAAGGACAUGAUGAUGGCCCAGAGUCUGGGUACCUGUGGCAUGUUCCAUUGACAUUCAUCACCAGCAAAUCAGACUCAGCCCAUAGAUUUUUGCUGAAGACAAAAACAGAUGUGCUCAUUCUCCCAGAAGAGGUGGAAUGGAUCAAAUUUAAUGUGGGAAUGAAUGGCUAUUACAUUGUGCAUUAUGAGGAUGAUGGAUGGGAUUCUUUGACUGGCCUUUUAAAAGGAACACACACAGCAAUCAGCAGUAAUGAUCGAGCCAGUCUCAUUAACAAUGCAUUUCAACUUGUCAGCAUUGGGAAGCUACCAGUUGAAAAAGCCUUGGAUUUAACCCUGUACUUGAAAAAUGAAACUGAAAUUAUGCCCGUGUUCCAAGGUUUGAAUGAGCUGAUACCUAUGUAUAAGUUAAUGGAGAAACGAGAUAUGAAUGAAGUGGAAACUCAGUUCAAGGCCUUCCUCAUCAGGCUGCUGAGGGACCUCAUUGAUAAGCAGACGUGGACUGAUGAGGGCUCCGUCUCAGAGCGGAUGCUGCGGAGUCAGCUCCUGCUCUUCGCCUGUGUGCGCAAGUAUCAGCCCUGUGUGCAGAAGGCAGAAGGCUAUUUCAGAGAGUGGAAGGAAGCCAAUGGAAACCUGAGAUUGCCCAACGAUGUGACCUUGGCAGUGUUUGCCGUGGGAGCCCAGACCACCGAAGGAUGGGAUUUUCUUUAUAGUAAAUAUCAGUCUUCUUUGUCCAGUACUGAGAAAGAACAAAUUGAAUUUGCCCUCUGUGUUAGCCAAGAUAAGGGAAAGCUUCAAUGGCUACUAGACCAAAGUUUUCAGGGAAAUGUAAUAAAAACUCAAGAAUUUCCUGGUAUUCUUAGACGUAUUGGCAGAAACCCGGUGGGAUAUCCAUUGGCCUGGCAGUUUCUGAGGGAAAAAUGGAAUAAACUUGUAGAAAAGUUUGGACUUGGCUCAGCUUCUAUAGCCUACAUGGUAAUGGGAACAACAAAUCAAUUCUCCACAAGAGCGCGGCUUGAAGAGGUAAAAGGAUUCUUCAGCUCUUUGAAAGAAAAUGGUUCUCAGCUCCGUUGCGUCCAACAAACAAUAGAAACCAUUGAGGAAAACAUACGCUGGAUGGAUAAGAAUUUUGAUAAAAUCAGAGUGUGGCUCCAGAAUUAAAAGCUUGAAAUGCUGUAGCAAGUCAUUCCUUAUUGUACCUGUGAUUUAUAAUCACCAAAACUCUGUUGAAUGUGAAUAUUUUCACACUGGAGAUGGCUGUUCUGGCUCCCCCUGAACAUACUUCCUUUUCCUUCAACUUAUUCAUUUGGACCCAUCCUUUGAAAAGUCUGGCUGUUAACUUUUUCCUCAGUGGGUUAUGGCUCGCAUGUAUCUCACUUACAGGUGUUGCCCCCAGUGUCAACCCCGAGUGGUGGGCUCCCCACUGUCAAAGAGUAGGGUACCUCAUUCUUCUCAUUUUAUAUUUUAUGCUUAAGCUCCAGAGUCUCCAAAUCCUUUCUCCCCAAGUGUUUGUCAUUCAUAAGCAGUUUUGUUAGCCCCUCUAGCACUUUGCACAGUGGAGACUACUGACAACAACCCCCUGGAUCAGCGACAAGCCUGGCUGGUCCGCUUUCUAACCUUCUCUUCCUUGCUGCAUGCCAGGGGCAGACUUGUAGGGCCACGUUGCCAGGCUUCCUUGCCUUCUGGCUUGUGGCCAGUCUCUCAGAAGGGCAGAUGGGAGCCGGGGUGGGAGGGAGGAGAUGGGUGUUUACUGCUAGUUCCCUUGCAGGUUGCCGUAGGUUGGCCUCCACGAAGGUCUCAGCUGUGGGUGGUGGCCUUCUUUCCCACACAGCCUUCCCCAUCUCUGUUCUAGUGACUGCUUCCUUUUCUCACCCCUUCGGGACGAAAGAUGAAGUGGCAGCCUGGCUUUUACUAGUCCUGGCUAUACUAUAGUUUCCAUACAGCAGCUACCUUCGUUUAAAAACGAAGCCCCUUUUAUGGAACCCUCCUCAAAUAAUCCUAAUGUGAGUGUGUCAUCUGUUUCCUCAGGGACCCUGACUGAUAUAGUAUCCCUUCUGAAACAGCAGGUACAUUCAGGUCUAGAGGAGAAAGCUUCCAUUUGAAGGUGAACCUGAGAGCUAUUGAUCCUUAGGUAGGUGGUGCUGCUUCUCUCUGCUUGUUAUUUGGCCUAGUUUGUAAUUCCUGAACAACUCACUGCAGUCUCCAGUAAAUGAUAAUGUAUUGUGAAACUGAAAAUACUUGUUUCUAUUACUCUAAGUGAGAAGUCUUUUAUGAGGUUUUUAAUAUACUGCAGAAUUUUCAAGAGAAAGGAAUAUGAUAUGAAAAAUGUCAAAAUGUGUUCUGAUGCACUAGGGAUAGUAAUUUUUCAGGAUAUAAAUGUGUUUAUAAUUCCAUUUUUAUACACAUUGCAUGGUUUAAUGUUUUGAGAAAUAAAAACAGAAACAAAUCCCUGGUAAUUUCCACCCUUACGUAUUUUCCUCCUAAAAAAAAAU